Messenger RNA from Amphimedon queenslandica, 4294 nucleotides. RefSeq names its product histone-lysine N-methyltransferase 2A-like. The coding region runs from base 196 to 4191 and encodes 1331 amino acids. Gene Ontology annotation, biological process: positive regulation of DNA-templated transcription. NCBI's taxonomy places the organism in Eukaryota, Metazoa, Porifera, Demospongiae, Haplosclerida, Niphatidae. The transcript has 25 exons. The record is from RefSeq and is a predicted model, not a curated record. Gene Ontology annotation, cellular component: histone methyltransferase complex; nucleus. Gene Ontology annotation, molecular function: zinc ion binding; protein binding; histone H3K4 methyltransferase activity.
AUUCUGCUAUGUGCUCAUCUUUCUCACUAAUUUUAAGGCCCUACAUUCUCCCUUUCUCUCCAGGGCCUUCUCGAGUUGAUUCUUUACAGCAAAUGGUUUCUGGUCUGCUUGCUGCUGCAAGACUCCAGCCCCACCCUUAAUAGAGGCGCGUAACUAUUCCUUCACUAAACCCUUUCUUUCUCUCCUGGCUCCGUCAUGCCAAAGCUGAAGGUCCCCGGGGAGAAUCAGAAGCCUCGUCUCCACUCAAAGAAACUAUCAGGAGCCAAGAAAAUAGCACUGAAGACUCGAUUGAACAACAAGAGAGAGACUACUCGUGAUGAUAAAGGCAAGAAGAGUUCACUACUGGGGAAGAGAAAGAAUGGGACGCUUAGACUCUCUUUUUCUAAAACCUUCGGAGCUUCAGACGAUGAGGAUUGUGAUUGGGAAGGUUUUACAAUUGAAGAUAUUGAAAACGCUGAACAUAAGAAAGAAGAAGGUGCUCCUUUAGAAAAUGGUCUACUAAUGGAGACAGACUCUCUCGAUUCUCUUCCUUUCAUCUCUCCCUCUUCCUCAAAGAGAGUCCACGCCCUCAGCCACACCCCCAACGAUGACCCCGCCCUCAGUGAUGACCACUCCCCCGUCAGGCUACUCAAGAGGCGGAGGAGGUGCCUGGAGUGCAAGGCGUGCCUGAGAGAGAACGACUGCGGGAAGUGUACCAACUGCCUUGACAAGCCAAAGUUUGGAGGCCCAGGGAGCAGAAAGCAAGCUUGCAUUCAUAGAAAGUGUUUGAAUCUACUUCGUGAAGCUGCUGUCAAGUCUUCUCAAUCAAACAAAAGAGUUCAAUCUUCAGAUUCUCAUGCUCCUCCUUCAAAGCGUCCACUAAGAGAGGAUGGAGGAGGUGGUCCCAUGCCCAGUUCCCUAAGGCCUCGUCGUAUCCUUCCCUCAUCACAAAGCAAGACCAAAGACAAUCAGCCAGUGAUACAGCUGUACUGGCCUCCAGCUGACAGUAUUGAAUAUGGUUACCCAGUCUACACCACUUCUCUCUCUCCCUCCCUCCCUCCCUCUCUCCCUCUCUGCACGAGGUGUGGUAGUCUUGGCUCUGAGUCCUUCCUCUACUGUAGGAUCUGUUGCCAGCCCUACCACUGGUUCUGUGCUAAUGUACCUCAGACCACACCCACUUUCACCUGUCAGCAGUGCAUCACUUGUAGAAUCUGUGGGAAGCCAAAUAAGUGCGUCAGAUGCUGUGAGUGCAAUGAAUGGUAUCACGAGGAUUGUCUGUUAGGCCACACCUCCCGCCCACGCACUGACAACAAACGAGUUUGGAAAUGUGUCACAUGUACUAAAUGUAUCAGUUGCCAUAGCAACAUGCCAAAUAAGAUUGAUGAUUCUGGUAGGUCCUUAUUAUCAUCAUUAUUAGCCACGCCCACACAAUGGUCAGAUGGAUACUGCUAUUGCAGUGACUGUAUCGUCUUGAAAGCUAAAGGUAACAGCUGUCCAGUGUGCGGUGAGUGUUACCUUGACAAUGACUUUGACUCAAAGAUGGUCCAAUGCAGUCAGUGUGAUAACUGGGUCCACUCUCACUGUGAGAACAUGACAGAUGAGGAGUAUGAGAUACUAUCAGACCUUCCCGACAGUGUUGAGUAUGUCUGUAGACUGUGUAUUGCUUAUAACAGGACAGUGAAGGAGGAUAAGAAGAGGAGGAGGGAGGGGGAGGGAGAGGAGGAGGAGGAGGUGGAGUGGAGAGCAGCUGUUAAUGGAUUUAAACAUGAAGCUUAUGAGAAGAUGAUAUCAUCAAUAAAGACAGCCCUGGGACCGAUAUGGGUCAAUGAUAUCAACGUUCUGACUCCUCUCCUCUCAGUGAAUGAGUUUGCUAACAGGAUCAGUGAGCAGCUGUCAAAGUGUUUCUCUGGUAUCAAGACUGGCUCUCAUAAACACAGACUUCUCUUCUCAUCACAACAAUCUUAUAACAAGGAACUUGAGAAGCUGUUUCCAUGGUUCAAUAUGGAGAUGAGUGAUGCUGUGAAGAAUGAAGCUCCUCCCACUGACACGCCCAUUGCUGAUGACAUCAAUGAUAUUGAGAACUGGCUGUCCUCAGUAUCACAUGAUCAUUGCUACGUGUCACAUGACAAAAAAGGAACCAUCAAACAAGAAGAGGGCAAAAGGAAAGAAGAGGAGGAGGAGGAGAGAGGGACAGUGGGAAAAGAUGUGCCUGCUGAUAAUCGAUUUUGCUUACUUUGCACUUUAAAAGGAGAUCAAUCUUCAACUGAUGCUGGUAGGCUCCUCCCGUGUGGUGGAAUGGAUGAGUGGGUUCAUGUUAACUGUGCCCUUUGGUCUGCUGAAGUAUAUGAGGACACUAAUGGCUACCUGUGUUCAGUCCAUGCCGCCAUUGGGAGAGGACUGAGACUGAAAUGUGACCUCUGUCACUUACACGGUGCUACUGUUGGUUGUUGUCACUCCAGCUGCUCCUCUAACUACCACUUCAUGUGUGCUAGGAAGAAGGAUUGUAGGUUCUUAAGUAAUAAAGAAGUCUAUUGCCAGCAGCACUCCUCUCUACCUGUUACCAGUGACACUGUUAAAGAUGAGGACAUGAGAGUUGACAGGUGUAUCAUUAUACACACUGAUAAUGACAAGCCUGGGAGGAAAUUCACUAAAUCAUUUCCACCACAAAACAUUCAACUAAGAAUAGGAUCAUUAUUAAUACGUUCCACUGGCUCCCUCUCUCCUCUCUCUGAUACAAUAUGUCCAUCACUUCUCGUCCCUCACAGUUUCUCCUCCUCCUCUCUCUUCUGGAGCCUGACCACGCCCACCCAACGGAUCACCUACACUCUCACAGUAUCAGCUGAUCUUCCUAAGGAAGAGCCACUCCCUUUAACCACACCUACUCCUGAAACCCCACCCACUUCACCUGGUGAUUUAAGAUGGCCGUAUGUCAGCACUCAAGUUAAUGAUUCUGAUAAUGAGGGGGUGUGGUCAGCAGUGUCCUCUAAAAGUCAGAUAUUAUCAAGUCCAUCUCUAAUUAAUAAUAAUGUAACAGAUAAGUCUAAUCCUGAGAUUGCUUUGAGGAUAUUUCGUAUUCCAAAGAAGACUCGUUCCUCUUCCUCCUCUCCCCCUCCUACCCUCGCCAUUGGACUAACCAUCACCGCCCCCUCACCAGUAACCAGUGUCCAUUGUCCACAGUCUCACAAAGAGGAGGAGACCGUUAGACCAGUGUUACCAUUAGACUCACCUGCUCUCAAUCAGUGGGAGAUAGGGUCACCUCCUCAUAGUGUGAACAGUGUCCAGUAUGAGCUCAGUAAUGAGGAGGGGCAGUCAUGGAGGGGACCUGAUCUUAAAGUGUUAUGGGAGUCAGUGAUUAGUGAGUUACAAGAUGCCAGACACAAACUGGACCUUCCCUUUGUCCCUUUCUUUCCUGAUAAUGUCUACAAUCAGUUUGGACUCUCCAAUCAUCUUGUCCUCCAGCUGCUGGAGCAGUUACCCGAUCAUGAGAAAUGCUCCAGACACAAUUUCAUUUAUUACCAACCGGAGAAGAUAUCUAACUGGCAACAGAAGAGGGUGAUUGUUAAUAGAACUGGCUGUGCUAGAAGUGAAGGCUAUAAUGGUAUAAGGUCGGAGUCAGACAUGUUUAGUUUCCUAAUGUCCCAGUGGAGGCCUGAUCCACCUAAACCUGAUCCAGAGGCACUUGACAUGGCAGUAAUACAAGCUGAAUGUCAGGGGAACAGCAAUACUCGUCAUCAGCCUCAGAAUGAUGUCCCCGUUGCUAUGCGUUACCGGGCGUGUCAGCGGAUGUAUCGUGAGAAUGUGGGCGUGUUUGGUUCCCAUAUUCACGGGCUGGGCCUCUUCUGUCUCCAGGAGAUUGACUCCGGUGAUAUGGUCAUUGAAUAUGCUGGUACUGUAAUCCGAUCCACCCUCACUGACUAUCGGGAGCGGUUCUACGAGAGUAGAGGUAUCGGGUGUUACAUGUUUCGUAUUGACAGUGAUGAAGUGGUGGACGCUACAAUGUCCGGAAACAUGGCUCGAUUCAUUAAUCAUUCUUGUGAGCCGAAUUGUUACAGUAAAGUUGUAGCAGUUGAUGGUCAGAAGAAGAUUAUGAUAUUUGCUCUGAGACGGAUUGUUCCUGGUGAAGAAUUAACUUAUGAUUAUAAAUUUCCAAUUGAAGAAGCUAAAAUUCCUUGUAAAUGUGGCUCCGCCCGUUGUAGAAAAACUCUAAACUAAGAGAUUCUAUUUUCUUAUUUUUUCUUUAAGAAAAGAUUGCACACACUCCCACCCACCUCACUCUCACUCUGUUCUCUUUUUCUUUGCAAUUUUUUACAUAUUA